Molecule: messenger RNA, 2235 nt
Organism: Coregonus clupeaformis (lake whitefish)
Lineage: Eukaryota; Metazoa; Chordata; Actinopteri; Salmoniformes; Salmonidae
Gene: prmt2ip
Product: chromosome unknown C15orf39 homolog
Exons: 4
Coding region: 75-2156 (693 amino acids)
Source: RefSeq, a predicted model, not a curated record
UGAACGGAGGGAGAGCAGAGAGAGAGGGAGGGAGAGCAGAGAGAGAGGGAGGGAGAGCAGAGGUGAACGGAGGGAUGGGCAGACCAGAUAGCUUUCAGUCUCCCUCUCCUCCCAUGCCAGUCAUCAACCACGUUUUCAGCCUGGCUCCAUACAAGGCUUACCUGGAGGCUGCUGGCAUGCUGGCUCCUCCUGUAAGAUGGUCUCAGACAACUGACCACCAGCCUUCUGGACACUGUGUGGUCAAACCUGAGACCCAAUCAGACCCUCACAGACAAUCAGACCUUCACAGACAUCAACACAGACAGGAAAUGGGCCCUACAUCUGACCCACACAGACCUGAGAGAGACCAUAAACAACAGGAAGAGAAGCCUGUAUCAAUCAAUCACAGGAUUGAUAACCAUGUAGCCUCAGAACAGCAGGGGCCUGUAGAAGAGCAGAGGAUUAUGGGUGCUGUAGUCGAGCAGAGGAUUCUGGGUACUGUAGUCAGAUCAGACACUCCACACAGGAAGCCUGUAUUGCCUGUUGUUAUUGAAACACAGCCGGAACCCCCUCAGAGGAUAAAAAUAGAGGAGAUGGAAACGCAGCAGGACCCAGAGAGGGAGGUGGAAGUGAAGACUGAUGAUGACGUGGAGACUAAAGUGGUCAAGGAGGAGGAGAUGGAAACGCAGCAGGACCCAGAGAGGGAGGUGGAAGUGAAGACUAAAGUGGUCAAGGAUGAGGAGAUGGUGGCAGAGACUGGUGUGUUUGUACAUGAUCUCGACGUGGAUGUUAUUAAGAAAUGUGAAUCUGAUAAACUGGACAGUAAAUUGUCAAUAGCGUCAGAUAAAUAUAUUUAUAUUAUGUCGGCUACAGAUGUGUCCAAAUACAAAGCAGAGAUUUCAAAUAGAUGUGUGAUGGAGGGAUCUUUUACUUACAACAUGCACCACCAUCAGCCACAACACCAUCAGCCCCAGCACGACCAUCAGCCCCAGCACGACCAUCAGCCCCAGCACGACCAUCAGCCCCAGCACCACCAUCAGCCCCAGCACGACCAUCAGCCCCAGCACCAGCCCCAGUCCUACCACCAACCUAACCACCAACAAUCCCAGCCCCUUCCCGAGCACUAUCCACCCAAUCCAUCCCAGGCCCAGCCCCAGCCCCACCACCAGCCCUAUGACCGAACCCCCACCCUACGUCCCAAAUCAACAACUCCACCCCAACACCUCUCAACAGGGCAUAGGAUGGUGGGAGCUUUCACCCAGAACAUGCACCACCCGCCCCAUUCCCAUUGUCAGGCCCAUCAUAAGCCCUAUGACCGGACUGCCGCACCACACCCCAAAUCAUCCACCCCUCCCCAAUCCCCCAACCCAGCCAACACCAAACUGAACCUUCAAAACAUCCCUCCUCAAUGUCUCAAGCUAACCACCUAUAAGUUCGUACUGCCAGAUAACAUGCUCCGAGGUAUUCCUCCCUCUCCACACUCUACAGAGGUCCCAGAGUCACCCACUGACCCUGCGGCUGUAGCCAAAUCCUGCCACCGCCCUCCUGCCCUUUCAGACAGCCUCUCCAGCUCCCGACCAGCCAGACAGCACUUCCUGGAGCUGCACCUCUCGCUGUGUAACCUGGUCUCCAGCUGUGUGUCCCACACCCCAGCCACAGAGCUCCAAACCUGGCUGUCCCAGCAGGAUAUCUAUCCUACCUCCACCACCUCCCCUCCACCCAAGGCCCAGAAGGUGACCUCUCUGCUGGGGUCCGGGGCGAGGGCGGUGUGCCUGAGGGGACCAGAGACCCAGGCUGCUCUCCAGAAGGUGCUCCAGAGACUGGGGCAGUAUGUAGCCCAGCAGCAGUGUCCCUUCCCCCAUGUGAUAAGGGCGGGGGCGGUGUUUGUUCCCAUGCUGGUGGUGAAGGCGCUGCUCUUCCCUCAGGUCCAGGGGGCCUACAUUGACCAAGUUCUCCAGGAGCACAAGGUGGAGUUGAGACCAACCACCCUGUCUGAGGAGAGACAACUGGUGACACUGCAGAAACGACCCUGCUCCUCCAAGCUACGCAGGCUCCUGUCACUCAAACACCUGCCGAACAUCUACCCUGACGUACUCAACCUCUACUAUCACAGCUGUGUCUGCAAGAGCCUGGAGUCGCCGUCACCUGAUGCUCCCCAAAAGACAGCCCAGGUGUAGAGGCGGUUGAUGCGGCCAGGACACCGGAAGGAGUGCUAUGUUCAGAGGACCGUUGGAAUAGCUCUGCCGGUGGGCUAUG